Molecule: messenger RNA, 3826 nt
Organism: Cuscuta campestris
Lineage: Eukaryota; Viridiplantae; Streptophyta; Magnoliopsida; Solanales; Convolvulaceae
Source: the annotation of a GenBank genome assembly
AAAGAACAGUUGUUGGAUUUUCUCUCUCUAAGCUUUUGGUUGUGGGUGGGUCUUUAUACUUUCUUUACGCCGGCUAUCUUUGGUCCAGAGCUACACGUUUUCCGAUCAAAUCUCAGCUCCUAUACUAUCGGCAAGUUUUAUUUUUAUUUUAUUUAAUUUGUGUAAUUUAUGUUCAGAGUUUGAUUCUCAUCUUCCUAUAAUUACUGAGCUUGUCAGCUUGAAGCCAAGUAAAUUAAAUACAAGCCCGGAAAAGGCUGCGUAGAUACAUAGCUAGGUACAAUUAUACUCGCAUCUAGCUUUUGGAUUGUCAAAAAAGCAGAAUCCAGUUUUAAUUUUUAUAUUGGUGGUUUAGCGUUUGAACAAGGGUUUUCUUCCGGGAAAAUGUAAUUGAGCUAACCCGAAGAUUUCUUGGAUGUGGGUGUUAGUAGCUCUUGUUUGGUUCCAUGGAUUUGUGGGUUCCUUGUUCUUCACUCUGUAAGGUUGAUCUUGGGUUGAUUGGGAGGUAAUUUUAGCUUAAUUUUGAUUUGGGGGAGGUGAUUUUGGGGUUCUUCGUUCUGAAUUGUGGGGAUUUUGUGGGUACAAGUGUUGUUGAUCCAUGGAAUCAAGGGUUGGUGGGAAGGGUCAUAAUCUUUAUGGCCCAGUUUUUCCAGAUUUGAAGGCGGUGGGAAAACGGAGCAUGGAGUGGGACUUGAAUGAUUGGAAGUGGGACGGCGAUCUGUUCACAGCCCUUCCUUUGAAUCGUUUGCCGUCGGAUUGUAGGAGCAGACAGUUGUUCCCAGAUGGAUCCCAGGCCGGGAACAACGCUGGAGUUGUCUCCAACAGCUCUGCUUCUACUGAAUUGGUGGCAUCGAAUGAGAAAGAAGGGAAGAUGGAAAUGGAGAAGCGAAGGAGGGUGGUUGGUGUUGAGCAGGUGGAAGAUCUCAACGAAUGCGGUUUGCUUAAUUUGAAGCUUGGUGGUCAAGUUUUCCCAAUAACAGAGGACGAAAUGGAAACAUGGGAAAGAAAGAGUGGGAAGAAGACAAAAGUUGCGGGCGGAUCAUCGAAUCGUGCUGUUUGCCAAGUGGACGACUGUCAGUUGGAUUUGUCCAAUGCUAAGGAUUAUCACAGGAGACAUAAAGUUUGUGAAACCCAUUCUAAGGUUACCAAAGCCUUGGUCGGAAAUUCCGUGCAGCGAUUCUGUCAGCAGUGCAGCAGGUUUCACAUUCUUCAAGAGUUUGAUGAGGGGAAGCGUAGUUGCCGAAGGCGUUUAGCUGGACACAACAGUCGGAGAAGAAAGACACAUCCCGAAAAUGUAACCAAUGCACCCCUAAUGAAUGAUGAGCGGGGUACUAAUUAUUUAUUAAUUAGUCUGCUAAGGAUACUGACCAAUUUGCAUGGUACGGCAAAUAGCUCUGAUCAAACAAAGGAUCAGGAUAUUCUCUCUCAUCUAUUGAGGAGCCUAGCAAGUCUGCCUGGCUUAAAUGGCGAAAGGAACCUCUCUGGGACAUUACCUGCUUCUCAGGAUCCCCAGAAUGCAGGAACAUCUGCUGGAUCUCCCGAAAAGGACUCUCGCCAGCCGGUAGGGAAUUCUGCGAAUCUAUCCCCAUCAGAAGUGAUGGGGAAGAACAUUGAUGCAGCAGUUAAUGCUGAAUAUGGACAGCCUGAAAGCUCAAUUGCCACAGAUAAUUUGGUCAAACAGGCAACAAUGCAUAACAUUGAUUUGAAUAAUGUGUAUGAUGACUCACAAGACUGCAUGGGGGGUUUUAAAAGUUCCUGCCCCAGUCAAAAUCCCGGCAAAAAGUCUACUGCUUGUCCUUUAUGGGAUUCUCAAGAUCCCCAUAAGUCGAGCUCCACUCGGACAAGUGGAAACACUUGUUCAACAUCAAGCUUGUCACCGUCUAAUUCCAGUGCCGAGGCUCAGGGUCGAACGGACCGGAUUGUAUUCAAGCUUUUUGGGAAGGGUCCUAGUGAUCUCCCUUUGGCCUUACGGAAACAGAUUGUUGAUUGGCUUUCAAACAGUCCUACUGAAAUUGAAAGCUAUAUUAGACCUGGCUGUGUCAUACUGACAAUAUACUUGCGAAUGGAUAAAUCUGUAUGGGAGGAGCUUGGCUGUGACCUCAGCUCUAGUUUAAGGAAGCUCAUUGAUGCGUCUUCUGAUUCAUUUUGGAAAACAGGAUGGAUCUAUACUCGAGUUCAAAACCGGAUAGCUUUUGUAUUUAAUGGCCAGGUUGUUUUAGACACACCUCUACCAGUUAAUGGCUACAACGGCUGCAAGAUAUCAAGUGUCAAACCAAUUGCUGUUCCUGUCUCCAAGGGUACUCGCUUUUCACUUAAAGGCUUCGACUUGUCGCGGCCCAACACAAGAUUUCUAUGUGCACUAGAAGGGAAAUAUUUGGUCCAGGGAAAUUGUGGUGAUAUGCUGGGGACUGACUCGUUUUUGGAUCAUAAUGGGAUCCAAUCCCUUAGCUUUCCAUGCGUUAUACCAAAUGUCACUGGCCGUGGAUUCAUUGAGGUAGAGGACCAUGGUCUCAGCAGCAGCUUCUUCCCAUUUAUAGUUGCAGAGGAUGAUGUGUGUUCAGAAAUCCGUACACUAGAGAGCAACCUUGAGAUUUCAGAAACUGCUUCUGGACUCCAACAAGAAACUGAAAACUUAGAAGCCAGAAACCGAGCUUUGGACUUCAUCCAUGAGAUGGGCUGGCUCCUUCAUAGGACUCACACAAAAGUCAGACUGGGUGCCAAGUCAAAUCAUCUUCGCUUCCCGUUUGACCGGUUCAAGUGGCUAAUAGAGUUCUCGGUUGACCGUGAUUGGUGCGCUGUAGUUAAGAAGCUUUUGGAUGUUUUGUUUAUUGGCAUUGUGGACGAAGGAGAACAUUCAUCCCUGGAGGUCGCUUUGCAGGACCUCGGUCUCCUCCAUAGGGCCGUACGUGGAAAAUGCAGGUCAAUGGUAGAAGCUCUCCUACAAUACUGCCCAAAUAGAGGGGUUGACGAAUUGAAAGUGGCCAAAAAACAGAGUGAAUGUCCCUACGUGUUUAGACCGGAUGCAGUUGUAUUUGAAGGCCUCACUCCACUCCAUAUUGUUGCCAGUCAAAAUGGAUUGGACAAUUUAUUAGAUGCGUUAACCAACGACCCCGGACAGGUCGGAAUUGAGGCAUGGCAGAACGCACGCGACAGCACAGGAUUAACACCAAACGACUACGCAUGCGUGCGAGGCCACAAUUCAUACAUUCAUCUAAUCCAAAAGAAAACAAAGAAGCAAUUGCCGGGCAAUGCUGAUGUCGUCAUAGAUAUCCCAACCAGUAAGAUCGCGCAGAAAACAGGAAACAUGACUUCCAGCUUCCAGACCGAGAAAUCAUCAGUCAAUGCUACAAAGACAAGUUGCAGUCAGUGCGAGCAGAAGUUAGAGUACAGAAGGUUUAGUAGUAGUAGUAGAAGAAGAACUUCACUUGCAAUAUAUAGGCCAGUGAUGCUAUCCAUGGUGGUCAUUGCUGCCAUAUGUGUCUGUGUGGCCCUCUUGUUCAAAAGCUCGCCGACGGUCUACAUCUUCCAGCCAUUCAAUUGGGAGCUUCUCAAGUACGGGUCGAGUUAACUCGCCGUAAGUAUAAAAGGAGAAAUAAAAAAAAUAAGGAUGAACUCUCGACACGGUGUUCGGGUCGGAAUUGAGCUUAGGAAUUUUACCCAUUUGGAUUUUCAUCUCAGUAAAUUUGUAGUCUCUUGUAUGAGGUGUGUAUGUGUGCUGUUUUUGUUUGGAUUUGAUUGCGUGUAUAUAUAUAUGGAAGCUAAGCUCCUUUGUUAUAUAUACCGCUUGGUUUGGGAACAUUAUUUGUGAUUAGUAGUUUUGGAUAGAUUU